GGUGUUAGAACAGAUAGCUAUCUAUGAGACGUUAAUAGGGAAUUAACGUGAGAUGUAUCCUUAGCUGCGGGAUGGAAACGACCUGUGGAUCAGGACAAUUUGCAAAAAGGAAGAAGACUUCGCUUUGGUUCACAGUCUCACUGCUGGUAGUGUCUGUUUUCAUACUGACUAUAGGUCUGGCAGCUACCACAAGAACUGAAAAUGUUACUGUGGGAGGCUACUACCCAGGCAUCGUUCUUGGCUUUGGAUCUUUCCUAGGGAUUGUUGGCAUCCACCUGGUAGAGAACAGAAGACAAAUGCUAGUAGCUUCCAUCGUUUUUAUCAGCUUUGGCGUGGUAGCAGCGUUCUGUUGUGCAAUAGUUGAUGGAGUGUUUGCAGCACGGCACAUAGAACCCAGACCUUUGUAUAACAAAAGGUGCCAGUUUUAUUCAAGUGGAACAGGAUUCCUAUAUGAUACCUAUCAGACAGAGGUGACAUGCUAUACCUUAAACAGCAACUGCCAGCUGAAAGUAAAAAGUAACACAUGCUAUUGCUGUGACCUGUACAACUGUGAGAAUGCAGAGCAGUCCUCCAGCUACUAUGAAUUUCUCGGCGUGAGCAGCUGUCAGGACGUGGUUCACCUGUAUAGGCUGCUGUGGUCCUCAACAGUCCUCAACAUCAUUGGUUUGUUUCUGGGGAUUAUUACAGCAGCCAUUCUUGGGGCAUUUAAAGACAUGGCACCUCUGUCCCAGAUUGCUUUCAGUGCUGCACCUCCUCCUCAGAUCCUGUACAACCCUGCCCAGCAGAUCCUGACAUAUGCUGGAUUCUGUCCUUCUGCAGCAACUAUUUCUACAUAUCCUUCCUACCCGUUACCUCUUCAGCCUGCCAGCAAUUUUCCAGGAACAUCAUCUACUGACAUUUCUUUAUCAGAAGAAACUCAGCCUCCAUCUCAGUCCAGCUCCAGCUAUGGUCUUCCCGCCAGUGCUCCAGCCCUCUAUACACCGACUUACUUUUUGCCUGGAGAAAAGCCUCCACCAUAUGCACCAUAGAAGAAAGAAUUUGUUUCAAGUACAUUGUAGCUUUUAUUUUGUUUUUAAGAAACCUCUGAAAAAUCAUGCUGUGCAGGCACUAUACUUCUCAAAGAACCCACCACACAGAGAGUGUUAUGGCCACUCUGCUUUUACCCACAACUUGCUGUGAGCUGGGCAGGAUAUAUAAGGGCAGGCAUAUCACCAGCAGAGUGACCAGUCACCACCGGUUUGCCUGCAGUCAAAUGCAGUGUUGCUUUCUGGCUACCGUAAACAUGAGUUUUUUCCUUCUCCAUCUACUGGAGAAUGAUUUUUCUUCAAGAGGAGAAAUGAAGAAAGCACCUCAGAUACGUGUUCUGCUCUCAUAAAUCAAGUCAGAGGGGCUUUAGCCUGUAUUGUCUGAGUGUGUAGUCUGGAGCUUUCUGAGUCAAUCAUUUUGGGUAGAAAGAGACAGAUGUUUGUUGGCUUGUAGUAUUUAUUUAAUAACCCUUUUUGGUGAAAGUGUUGUACCAAUAAAAAGAAGUGUGGCAAUUAUUUUACAAUAAAAUCGACUGUGUAUAUUUAUACUGUACCUAAGGCUGUGUAUAUUUGUAAGGACAACCAAAGAACUGAGAAAAAGUUACCCUACCAAAUCACAGAUAGUUCCUUCUUUUAAGUUUCAAACAGAAGGGUUAAUUUUAUUGGGAUUAUUUUGUCCAAACUUUGUGGCAGUCUACUCUGCAUAAAAAAAUUUUAUGUCAGUGUGCUAAAGAUGCGGUUCCCAGACAGGUAUUUAAGCUGCACUUUAGCUUUCAAAUUAAGUCCUUUCAAUCAAACAGGGACUACAAACAAAACCACUCUAAGUUAAACCCCAGCUAUUUUUUUUUAAACUGAUCAAGACCUGAUCUAAGCAUUUUACAAAACUGAACCGAAUGGAUGAGUAGUCAGAAUUUCUUCUAUUUUUUUUUUUUUCCAUUUUCUCCUCUUGUAUAGAGAAAAUACGUUGACAAGGCUAGACAGCAAUACCUGCAGCAGUGCCAUCAGUGUCUUGUUCCUGUUGUGGGCACUCUGCCCCCUUACCGUGCAUCAUGUUAGCUGCGAUCUCUCUUAGCACAUGGCUGCUGUAUUUUGGGGCAGGAGUAUCUUAGGAGCAGGAAAAGCCAUCAGAUUGCUGUACCUCUUCAGUGCAUUUUGCUCCUGGAGGAAGGGUGGUGGUGCUGCUUGCUCUAUGGAUGUUACAGUCUAGACGGCAAUGAAGCUAUAGAAAUUUCCUGAAAGGCCAAAGAGCAAAGCAGGGAAAGGAAGGUAUUUGUCACUAACUUUUUAAGCAGCUGCUUCAUAUUAUGAAAAUAUAAAAAGAAACUAUAUAAACAAAACCAGCCUGCUUGACAGUUUCCUUUGAAAGGAAGUGACACCAUCAGACUAACUGAAAAUAGCACAAAGAAUGAUCAGCCUUUUAUAUAAUAUUUUCCGCUUUUCAAGAAAUUUGUUAGUUUAUGUGUUGUACCUCUAUGUAUAAAAACCACAUUCAGUACCAAACUUAUAAGAUCAGAGGGUAAUUUAUAUGGACAAUGAAAACCAUGUUUUGCUCAAUUAAGAGGGAUUUUCUGAGAUGCAGUUUUAGGCCAGCAAUGUUAACAUCAGUGACAAGAUGCCUUACGUAUAUUGUCGACAAGGUGAGUUAUAUGACCCCAAUUAAGAGAAAUAGAAGGCAGAGAGGAGACCAUUAUUUUUCCCUUAAACAAUAAUUUAAUGCAUUCAAAAUGCUUAAUUCUUGUGCAAAUGCAUGAUGUGAAGAGCACAAUCACCCUGGUCAUGAAAUGCAUGUAAACUACUUUUACUUCUUUUUACUCACUAUGAAUACUAUCGGGGGUCCACCAGUCUUCAUUUGAGGGACUUACAGCUCAACUCAAACUUUCUUCCUUUGAGUUGAGCACCUUGACCUCUAAUAAAACAAAAAUUAAAUCAAAUAUUUCUUUUGGGUUGAUGCAUAGUGACUAAGAAGUAAUGAAGGAAUACUUAUCACUUUUUUUCUCUUUUCAAUAGUGUAUAGAAGCAGCUGCCUCUUCUUCCGGCAUGGUACUGCUGUAGGUUAUUAAAAACAAUCCAGCUUGACACAAGGGACGCCCACUUUCUUUAAUUCUGCAGACUUACAAAGUCUGUCCUUCUCUUCUACACAACAUUUUGGGUUUGGAGGUGUUGUGGUUUAUGCAAAAUAUCUUUGCAUACACGCACACAGAUGCACAGUCCCACACUGUACCACACUGUACCAUAGGAUUCAUAUAUCCAGGAUCCAAAACAAUUCUGGCCUCAUAUAUAGCACCACUUACAUUAAUACAAAAGUCAGACAUGUUUGUGAUUCACUCAUACCACACCGUAGUAUUUUGAGAACUACCACAGAAAUUAUACAAAAAUACCAGAUAUAAGACCAUUUUGCUAACAAGCUUCCUUUGAAAAGAACAAAGUAAUACAGGUUUUGUUCCAUGUACUCGGUUUAUAAAAUAGUAGGUAUCUUCGGAGUCUGUACUGUUUUCAUUAGAGCUACUCCAGGUUAAAAAGAUGGCAGAAGUAUUUUGGUAAAGGAUUAAAACAACCAUGAAAAACACAUAGAAACCAAAACAUUGCAGUGUGGAAGUGCUAUUAACCACAAUAUCUUCAGGAUUCCCGGCUCUCACUGGAGAUACUAAACUAAUGUUUCUUGGGUUGUCCAUCAUAUCACAAAUUGAUUCAGAGUCAUUAACUCUCCCAGAAAGCACUCUCAGGAAUACCAUUGUUUUGAUUCCUCAAUAAAGAAGCAAAACCAUAUCACUACUGGAUUUUCCAAUCCAUGCACAUUCUGCCAAUAAAUUAUUAUUGUCUCAUGAGCAACUCUCGUUUUAAACUUGCAUCUGGUCACACCUGAGUGUAAAGAGCCUUUUGAUAGGCCCUUCUAUAAGCAUAAAUGAGUAGGUCAGUUGAAAGCAAUAAAGCUUUUGUCUUUUCUGUCCUACUGCAUUACUACUGACUAAUUUGGCCAUGAUACUGAGCUAUAACAUCAUGCUGUCUAAUGGCUAAGAGAGUACCUUCUUCUUUGCUAAAUAAAGUAGGGAUGCUUACCAGCAAGUACGUUUGGCACAGUCUUCCCCCUCUUCUAUCCUUUCCGCUGGGACAGUUAUGUCUCCACAGCUUGGUCACAGAUGUUGUCACACAUGGUUUAUCAGGCUAAUCUGUCAUCUCCAUAUUCAACUAGGCAAAACAUGUCAAAGAAUGGCCAGGCAUAAUUCAUAAAAGACCUUGCAGGAUCAGACAUUUUCCAUGUUAACCCUCUGAACCAUAGGGUAACCUUAACCACAACAGGAUCUACCUGUCUUUCUCAGUUCAUUAAUCUGAUGCAAGACAAGGACCAAAUGAAGCAAGAUUUUA
Cuculus canorus (common cuckoo) is the source of this 4388-nucleotide messenger RNA. It is a transcript of the gene TMEM255B, whose product is annotated as transmembrane protein 255B. Bases 72 to 1028 code for a protein of 318 amino acids. The record is from RefSeq and is a predicted model, not a curated record. The transcript has 9 exons. Lineage: Eukaryota; Metazoa; Chordata; Aves; Cuculiformes; Cuculidae.